AUGAGUGAUCUCCUGACUAUCCGUGAGAAAGGUGUCCUCUUCACGCUGCUUGAACCUCAGUGUAAGCUGAUCAAAACAACAGUAGCACAGGUACUCAUGGCCAAAGAUACCCAGGGUGAAAGUCCAGGCUGGAGUUGUAUGGGUUGUGGAGCGUUGUGUCUCGUGGAGGAUGAGACCAUUCACUCCUACUUCCUGCGUCUCUACUCUGUCAAGCAUGCAAAGUUACUUUGGGAGCAGGAGCUGUAUAUCCCAUUCAAGUACACUGCAGCUCGCAUGUUCUUCCACACUUUCCCUGGAGAUGACCACCAGGUUGGCCUCAACUUUGCAAAUGAGACAGAGGCCGAGGAAUUUCACCUUGCAGUGGAGACUGUCCAAAGAAACCAAGGAGAGAUGACCUGGAUAGUUGCAGAAGAGGACAGCUCAACAAGUGACCCACCUGAUUCAGGAACUAAGCAACUUGACCAUUUGGACGGGGAGCAAUAUUUCCCCAUAGACUUAACACCUACACCAACCACCAGUUCAUUCAUGGAUCGGGACAACGCAAUAAGGAGGCUGUUGAUGCAGGCAAACCUCACUGCGGAAGACCUGAAAGACAAAGACGUUGCUGAAGCUGUCGACUGCAUCAUAAACCAGUUUGGAGGACUAAAGGCUGUGCAGAGAGAGCUGAGGAACAGAGGCCCAGUAUCGCAGACAAUGCCGAGAUCUGCAGGGGCGUCCAUUUCCCUUGCUCUGAAGAAAGGGCCUUUGCCACCGGUUCCCUCUAUCAAACGCAGCACCAGCACCAAAACCUCCCAGCAGACUCCAAAGGGCACAGACACGCUAAGCCAGAGUCCCCCUUGGAUUCCUCCUCCUUCACAUGCUCCAGUUGUUCCAGAGAGAAUGAGGAAGCGUGCAAGUUUCAAACAGGUGGGCUCCUUGGCAGCUGCAGACAGAUGCAACCAUAUCCUGAAUGCAUUGAGAGAAGUCGAAGUAGCCAGACAUAAGAAGCAACUCCAGUGAAUCACAUGCAGAUGGGAGUCAGACCGGGCAGGAUUCCGACAAUGAUGUGCACAAUUAAAGAAAGUUUGUUUUAUCUGAGCUGUGUAUGAUACACUAAUUAAAAGUUGUGAUACAUCUGAAA
Molecule: messenger RNA, 1120 nt
Organism: Micropterus dolomieu (smallmouth bass)
Lineage: Eukaryota; Metazoa; Chordata; Actinopteri; Centrarchiformes; Centrarchidae
Product: neural Wiskott-Aldrich syndrome protein
Exons: 9
Coding region: 1-999 (332 amino acids)
Source: RefSeq, a predicted model, not a curated record